CUUCGGGGCCCGAACGAACGUACGCACGCAUACUGUACUGGUACCUGCGGAUGUAUAUAUCGGAAGUUUUGUAUUGUUCGAUGCGGAUAGAUUAGACUUUGUGUACAUUGAGAGGGCGCAGAAUUGGCGUAGAGUUGGUUGCCGGUGAACACCGCUGGAAGUUUCGCUUUCCAGUUUGGAGAAUAAAGCUUGGUAUUUUUCGUCUUUUGCUCGCCGACUCACUUAGGAAUUGAGAAUCGUGUGGAAUAUACAUACCCAGGAUAAAAUCAUCUCACUUCUGAGAUAGUUUCAUCCCUCUUUUCCAAUUUGAAAGUGAUUAAAACUCGAUUGCUACCAUGCAGCUUUUGGCGUUUUUCACCUCUGUGCUGGUGGCGGUCGCCUGUCUCCUAGCGAUGGAGCAGCUCCCGGGCGUCACCGGAGUGCAAAUCCGGCGAAACGGUAAAACCUGUCAGGAAUAUCCCGUGGAAAAACGCGAAGAAAUCGCUAAUGUGGUCAUCUCGGGUUACAUUCACCGUAUCAUGAGGAAGCCUAGGACUAUCAUGUACGAUUGCGACAUCGAAGUCGUUCGCGUGUUCAAAGGGUCCGAAGCUUUGUACUCUAAUGUUGUUCCGCCUAUGGACGGCAAUACGAUUCAGAUCGGCGGCUUUGGCGACCCGGCGAUCUGUGACAAUGCCGUUACCCCAGGCGAAACCAGAAUCUUCAUGAUGAAUAAAAAUGGAAAUGGACACCUGAUGCUGAACUCUAGCGUCAUCAGAAUCACCCUCAAUAACUUGGUCCAGGCUGAGGCUGCAGUAUUUGUAUGUGAUGGAGUUGAUCCCGCUGGGUAAGGGGUGUGGAGGAAAUUAUUUUCCUGGUUCCUUAGCGAGGCUCCUACUUUCAUCAGUUCAGGUGAGCGUAAGGUCAGCAGACCUCUUCUUCUCAUCUUCUUUCCACUUCUUGUAUAGUGUCUUCUAUGUACAUGUACAUGUAGGUAUGAACUAGUACAUUGUAUAUGAUGACAUCUUAUGUACUACUUGCCUUUUAGGUCGAAGCUAGAGUUCCCUCUCUCAGCUAACGGUUUAAAUGUAAUGUGUAUCUAUUACUUGGUAUGCAUUUAUAUGCU
Strongylocentrotus purpuratus (purple sea urchin) is the source of this 1102-nucleotide messenger RNA. RefSeq names its product agrin. NCBI's taxonomy places the organism in Eukaryota, Metazoa, Echinodermata, Echinoidea, Camarodonta, Strongylocentrotidae. Bases 336 to 827 code for a protein of 163 amino acids. Gene Ontology annotation, molecular function: laminin binding. The record is from RefSeq and is a predicted model, not a curated record. Gene Ontology annotation, biological process: receptor clustering; G protein-coupled acetylcholine receptor signaling pathway. The transcript has 3 exons.